Messenger RNA from Mangifera indica (mango), 1309 nucleotides. RefSeq names its product FKBP12-interacting protein of 37 kDa. The record is from RefSeq and is a predicted model, not a curated record. Gene Ontology annotation, cellular component: nucleus. The transcript has 14 exons. Lineage: Eukaryota; Viridiplantae; Streptophyta; Magnoliopsida; Sapindales; Anacardiaceae. Gene Ontology annotation, biological process: regulation of alternative mRNA splicing, via spliceosome. The coding region runs from base 95 to 1132 and encodes 345 amino acids.
AAAAUCACUUACAGCGAAUUUUGUUUCCUUAGUUAAAAAUAUUGUGCAUAAUAUUCCUUCACCGAAAUCAAACUCUAGGGUUUUUAUCAUUUCCAUGGCUUCUCGCGCCCAUCUCGACGAUGACGACGAUUUCGGUGGUGAUUUUUCCGGUAGCCACAAUACGAGACGUUCAGGUAACAAGAGAAGCUUCGGUGAUAUUGACGAUGAUGAGGACGAUAUAUUUUGUUCGAAUAAGAGUAAUUCAAACAUAGAAGAAACUGCGCCUGGUGUUGCAACUGGGAUGAUUUUGUCUCUUCGGGAGAGUCUUCAGAACUGUAAGGACACACUAGCAACAUGCCAAUCGGAGCUUGAAGCUGCAAAAUUGGAGAUUCAAAAGUGGCAUUCUUCAUUUCAAAAUGAACCUUUCAUGCCAGCUGGGACAUCUCCUGAGCCUAAAUUAGUCAUCAAUUAUCUUCAGACCCUAAAGUCAUCUGAGGAGGUGAUGAAAGAACAGCUAGAGAAAUUAAGGAAAAAGGAAGCUGCAGUCAUUGUACAGUUGGCAAAACGGGAACAGGAGAUAGGGGACUUGAAGUCUGCUGUCCGGGAUUUGAAGGCUCAGCUUAAGCCACCAUUGAUGCAGGCGAGGCGGUUGCUGCUAGAUCCAGCCAUUCAUGAAGAAUUUAGACGUCUAAAGAAUUUGGUCGAGGAGAAGGACAAAAAGGUGAAGGAACUCGAGGAAAAUAUAGCUGCUGUUGCUUUUACUGCAAAUAGCAAGAUGGGUAAAGCAUUGAUGGCAAAGUGUAAAACCCUGCAAGAGGAAAAUGAUGAGAUUGGCCGUCAAAAUGAGGAAGGAGAGACACAUCAGUUGCAAUUGAAACUUGCUUUGCAGAAAUCUCAAAAUGCUGAGCUUAGAAGUCAGUUUGAAGGACUCUGCAAACAUAUGGAGGGAUUAACAGAUGAUGUUGAAAGAUCAAAUGAAACGGUGCUGAUCUUACGAGAGAAGCUGCAGGAGAAGGAUUGUGAAAUUGAAAGGCUAAAGCAGGAGUUGCAGCAGAAGAGCAUUGUGGAGGAGGAUAAAACUGAUUCACUUUCUGAUAAGAAAAUUAUCAACAACAUAACCGAAUCUGGGGAAGCUGUAAAAACUGAAAUGUAGACUUAGCAAUUUUGUAGGAUAUUAUUAUUAUUAUUAUUUUUUAUUCCCCAUGUCUGUACAAUGUACAUUAAAUAGUUUCUUUGAUUUGUUAGUAAUUCUUGAAUCUAAUUUGUCCUUUGGCUGCCUUCUUUCCGGAGUGGCCCUGCAUUAUGCUAGUAAAAUAUGCUUCCCUCUCAA